AUGUCUGCAAAAUUGAGAAAGUCCUCACUCCAUCCACAACCUUCAGAGGAGUCUGACAGCAUUGUGAUAGUGAAGAUGGAAGAGGAAGAGCAGAUCUGUGAUCUGGACUCCAGCCUCCCCUGGAGCACCUCCUGCAGCCCAGAGACCUUCCACCAGCGGUUCAGGCACUUUGGCUACCAGGAGUCGCCUGGGCCCCGGGAGGCUCUGAACCGGCUCCGGGAGCUGUGCCAUCAGUGGCUGAGGCCCGAGGUGAACUCCAAGGAGCAGAUCCUGGAGCUGCUGGUGCUGGAGCAGUUCCUGGCCAUCCUGCCUGAGGAGCUGCAGGCCUGGCUGCGAGAGCACCGGCCCGAGAACGGAGAGCAAGCCGUGACUAUGCUGGAGGAGCUGGAGAAAGAGCUUGACGGGCCAACUGAGCAGGUGUUUUUUGGACAAAAUGAAGACAUGCUUGCAGAGAAGUUGUCACCUUGGGAAAUUCAUCGGGAAUCACCAAAUAGCCAGAUCAAGCCCAUUAAGAAGCAGCUGCCAUUAACAUCACGGGAGUUUCACUCAAGACAAAAAGCGAAAGAGAGCAAAACUAUCAAUGUGAAUUCAGCUUCGAGGCAAAAGACUCCUCCAACCAUAGAACUGCCUUACAAUAUUUCUGACACCCUUCAUAUGAAUGCUUCCCAGAGUUUCACGUAUAGAAGAGCUUGUGAACAAGAUAGUGGGUUUGAAAGAAAACAGAGAAACUCUUCUGGAAAAAAACAACAUAAGUGUGAUGAAUGUGGCAAAGUCUUCAGUCAGAGCUCAGCCCUUAUCCUACAUCAUAGAAUCCACAGCGGAGAGAAACCUUAUGCAUGUGAUGUGUGUGCAAAGGCUUUCAGCCGAAGUGCAGUCCUGAUUCAGCAUCGACGAACUCACACAGAUUCAAAAUACGAGAAUAGGAUUGAGGAGACUCAAAAGAAUUGA
Puma concolor (puma) is the source of this 948-nucleotide messenger RNA. NCBI's taxonomy places the organism in Eukaryota, Metazoa, Chordata, Mammalia, Carnivora, Felidae. The record is from RefSeq and is a predicted model, not a curated record.